Prionailurus viverrinus (fishing cat) is the source of this 2038-nucleotide messenger RNA. RefSeq names its product leucine rich single-pass membrane protein 2 (gene LSMEM2). The transcript has 4 exons. NCBI's taxonomy places the organism in Eukaryota, Metazoa, Chordata, Mammalia, Carnivora, Felidae. The record is from RefSeq and is a predicted model, not a curated record. Bases 1230 to 1676 code for a protein of 148 amino acids.
UUCUGUGGGGCCUUUGGGGCCCUACUGACCUGUACAGUAUGUUCUGAAUAUGAUUUCUUGGAUGAGUGCUAUGAAGAAAAUGAAAUUUGGAGAUAUGGAAAACAAUGUGAGAAAGCAUCACUGAGGGGGUGACAUUUGAGCUAAACAACAAGGAGCCAGUCAUGGGAGUAUCUAAGGGGUGGAGUGUUCCAGGAGGCAACAGCUAGUGCAAAGGUCCUGAGGUGGAAACAAGGUUGCUGUGUGUGAGGAACAUCAAGGAGGCCAGUGUGAUACAGUGGAGUGAUGGAUUUGGGAUGUUUUAGGGGGAGGAUUCUCACCGUCUUACUUCCUCCCAGUUGGGGAGAAGGGUCACAGGGGUCCAACAGCAAAGGGUGGGCCCUCAGCCUGGCCACUUCCUCCCUUCAGGGGUGAGUGGUACCAUGCCUCCUCACACAACAUGGUAUGACUUGUAUGGAGAGAGGAGGGAGGAGGUAAACUGCAGACAUGCAGCUGCAUUCCAUUUUCACGUGUCCUGCGCCAGGGAGGAACCAUAAUUGUCCUUUCUGUUUUACAAAUGAGAAAAUGGAGGUCAGAGAGCAGGCAAUCCGUUAACCAAGGUUGUAGGCUUAUUAACAGAAAUACCAAUCUUCAGCCUAAGUUUGCCCACUGACCAACAUGAGUGCCUACCUUUAUAGGUGUGUCUCUGCCCUCUUUGGGGAUUCUCAGAGCCCUCAUUGCAAUGCACUCAAGCUGUCCAUCACCCCAAUCCCUGGUGCCAGCAGGUCACACAGGGGUAGGUUCUUGUCCGUGUGCUUGGAGAAGAGAUGACCCAACUUUGGGUCGGGGUCUUUGUGGGUAGAGGCACAGGGCUCCCUUACAUACCUUGGCUGCCAUGUGGGGCAUUGCUGGAGGUGAGCAUGAGGCAGCUUGCCUGGAUAAAGACACCAAGGCCUGUGCGUGUAUGGGAGUGGUAGAGUUCCCCAGGAAAGACCCUGGGCAUUUGUAUUAGUGGAGGUGUGCUCUUGUCUGGGCUCCAUCACCAGCUAGCUGGCCCAUGUGGGUCACUCCACAACUUCCCAUGGCUGAGAGCUGCCCCCUCUAAAUAUAGCCCAGUGGGCUGAGCUCAGGCCUAUUUUAGGCCCAGGCUGGGAGGUGGCCUGCCUUCCCCAGGCUCUGAGGAGCCGCUGCUGCUUCCAUCCUGUCCUCAUACUGAGUGCUAUUAUCAGCCCCCCAGCUGCCCACCACCCACCAUGCCUGAGGACACCCAAGAAGACACCUUGGCACUAACACCGAGCACGAGGAGCAGGGCGCCACUGGCCCCCAACCACAUACAGGAGGUGCGCCUGCACCAGGUGGAGUCCAUCAGCGACCUACACAGUGGAGGUUCGCUGCGCCCCUACCUGACUGAGGAGGUGCAGCCAUGGGACGAGCUGCUGGGUAUCUUGCCACCGUCGCUGUGUGCCCAGGCUGGCUGCAGCCCUGUGCACAGCAGGGGCUUCCUGCUGCUCGCAUUGCUGGUGUUCACCUGCCUGGCACUUGCCAUCCUGGCUGUCUACCUGAGCGUGCUGCAGAGUGAAUCCCUCCGCAUGCUGGCGCACACACUGCGCACACAGGAGGAGACGCUGCUCAGACUCCGGCUUGCCAGCCUCAGCCAGCUGCGGAGGCUCAACUCCAGUGAGGCCCAAGCACCCAGCUGAGAUACCACUUGGACCUGGGGCUUGGGUGUGUGUGUGGGUGGGGAAUAAAGUCGCCAUUGGCAGGUUUCUCCUGACCCAUUGUCCCACCCUACUUCCCCGGUGAGGUUUUUGUACAAGAGUCUAACCUGACCCCACAGCUACCUGCCUCUCCUGUCUUCAAGCCAGGCCUAGCCAAGUUUUCUGGUGCCAAGGUCCUGCUUUGGGUGGCCCAAGGUCAGAGGAAGGGAUACCAACCUCCUGGCUCCUUCUGUGGCCUGUCAGCAGCCUCUGGCUUCCAGAUAGGUUCAGAGUCUAGAAAUAGCUGCCCCCCCCCCCCCCCCCAGCUGCCCAAACCUUGCCAGGCCUCCCAGCGGGGGUCCAGC